Molecule: messenger RNA, 1830 nt
Organism: Priceomyces carsonii
Lineage: Eukaryota; Fungi; Ascomycota; Pichiomycetes; Serinales; Debaryomycetaceae
Gene: KRE30
Product: ATP-binding cassette family ATPase
Exons: 1
Coding region: 1-1830 (609 amino acids)
Molecular function (GO): ATP hydrolysis activity; ATP binding
Source: RefSeq, a predicted model, not a curated record
AUGUCAGUUUCGUCAUCUAAGGCUAAGAGAGAGCAAAAGCGUAUGGAAAGGGAGGCCAAAAAGGCAGCUGAGGGAAAAUCUACUAAGAAAACGAAGAAGCAAGCUGCUAAAGACGCUGAAGACAAAGAUGUAGACGAUGCAGCAGCACAAAUUGCAAAGUUGAAGACACAGACUGAUGAAUCUGGAUUGUCUGAUAGAGUUACCACUGGUGUUUUGGAAUCAUUGCCAACUUCAAGAGAUAUCAAAUUAUCUUCGGUCUCAUUAUUAUUCCACGGUAAAGUAUUGAUUCAAGAUUCAACUUUGGAACUAAACUAUGGUCGUCGAUAUGGUUUAUUAGGAGAGAAUGGAUGUGGUAAAUCAACAUUACUUAAAUCACUUGCUGCAAGGGAAUUUCCAAUCCCUGAACAUAUAGAUGUUUACUUGUUGAAUGAACCCGCAGAAGCCACUGAAUUCUCUGCUUUGGAGUAUGUUGUGAGAGAAGCUGAACAUGAAAUGAAAAGGUUGGAGGAUUUAGUCGAAGAUAUCAUAGUUAAGGAUGGUCCCGAGACUCCAGCCCUUGAAGGUUUGUACGAAAAAAUUGAUGGCAUGGACCCAUCUACAUUUGAAGCUAGGGCUGCAGUCAUUUUACAUGGUUUGGGAUUCAAUUCUGUUACUAUCAAAAAGAAGACUGAAGAUAUGUCUGGUGGUUGGAGAAUGCGUGUGGCUCUUGCAAAGGCUUUGUUUGUGAAGCCAACUUUAUUGUUACUCGAUGACCCAACUGCUCAUUUGGAUUUAGCUGCCUGUGUCUGGUUGGAGGAAUACUUGAAGAGGUUUGACAGAAUGUUAAUAUUGGUUUCUCACUCUCAAGAUUUUUUGAAUGGAGUUUGUACGAAUAUGAUCGAUAUGAGAUUGAAGAAAUUGCAAUUGUAUGGUGGUAAUUAUGAUUCUUAUGUGAAGACAAGAUCGGAGUUGGAGACCAAUCAAAUGAAACAAUACAGUAAGCAACAGGAAGAAAUUGCACAUAUCAAGAAGUUCAUUGCUUCUGCUGGUACAUAUGCUAACUUAGUUAGACAGGCAAAGUCAAGACAGAAGAUUUUGGAUAAGAUGGAAGCCGAUGGGUUAAUUCAAGCCGUUGUUCCGGAUAAAGUAUUCUCCUUCAGAUUUCCAGAUGUCGAGAAGUUACCACCUCCUGUUUUAGCCUUUGACGACAUGUCUUUCUCAUAUAGUGAAAAACCAGAGGAUAAUCUAUAUGAAAACUUGGAUAUUGGUAUUGAUAUGGAUUCAAGAGUUGCUUUAGUGGGUCCCAAUGGUGUGGGUAAAUCAACUUUAUUGAAGUUAUUCCAAGGAAAGUUACAGCCCCAGAAGGGAAGAGUUAUUCAACACACUCACAUUAAGUUGGGAGUCUAUUCUCAGCAUUCAGCAGAUCAGUUGGAUUUAACAAAAACUCCAUUAGAGUUUGUUCGUGAUAAGUUCUCCAACGUCUCUCAGGAUUUCCAGUAUUGGAGACAGCAGUUAGGGCGUUAUGGAUUAACUGGAGAAGGUCAAACUUCCCAAAUGGCUACCUUAUCUGAGGGACAAAGAUCGCGUGUCGUUUUUGCAUUGUUAGCCUUAGAAGCUCCAAAUUUGAUAUUGUUGGAUGAGCCUACAAACGGUUUAGAUUUAGCCACCAUUGACUCCUUGGCAGAUGCUAUUAAUGCUUUCAAUGGUGGUGUCGUUGUCGUAUCACACGAUUUUAGAUUGUUAGAUAAGAUCGCGAAAGAUAUCUUUGUCAUUGAAAACAAGACCGCCACCAAGUGGAACGGAUCAAUUUUGGACUACAAGAAGAAAUUAGCUGGUGCAGUUGUGCUUUGA